AUGGAGGUUAAGGUUCCAUCCUCGGCCUCGGCGCCCAUGAUGGCUGAUGACAGUGCGCCGCCCGUCGAGCAACCGAUGGGCAAGAUCACCAAGAUUGCCGGCAACGAAAAACAGCUCGAGGAAAUCCAAGCUCCCAACAGGCCUGUGGCGCCUGUCAUGAUGCAAUUCGUCAAGGAGGCGGGCAAGAAGGUCAAGAAGCCGAGUCCACGCUUGCUGAGCGCAUUUCCGGCUCCGAGGAUUCUCCCGCCGACGCCCAACUCGCGCUCACUCUUUGCGUGA
Molecule: messenger RNA, 279 nt
Organism: Hirsutella rhossiliensis
Lineage: Eukaryota; Fungi; Ascomycota; Sordariomycetes; Hypocreales; Ophiocordycipitaceae
Exons: 2
Coding region: 1-279 (92 amino acids)
Source: RefSeq, a predicted model, not a curated record